This is a messenger RNA of Gekko japonicus, 565 nucleotides long. RefSeq names its product cytochrome c oxidase subunit 6B1. The record is from RefSeq and is a predicted model, not a curated record. The transcript is spliced from 4 exons. NCBI's taxonomy places the organism in Eukaryota, Metazoa, Chordata, Lepidosauria, Squamata, Gekkonidae. Gene Ontology annotation, cellular component: respiratory chain complex IV; mitochondrion. Bases 112 to 372 code for a protein of 86 amino acids.
UGCCCGCCCUUUCCGGCGUUACUAUCCUCCGCUUCCGGUUUGUCCGCGGCCGCUCUCUGUGUGAAAGUGACUUUGAGGCCGACGCUCGACUGUCGCCGCUGCGGAAACAAGAUGGCCGAAACCAUUCGGGAGAAACUGGAAAACUACAAAACAGCUCCCUUUGAUAGCAGGUUCCCCAACCAAAACCAAACACGCAAUUGCUGGCAGAACUACCUUGAUUACCAUCGCUGUGAGAAAGCCAUGGCAGCCAAGGGAGGAGAUCCUUACGUUUGUCAGUGGUACAAAAGGGUGUACACGUCCCUCUGCCCAGUUUCUUGGGUCGCUACCUGGGACGAACGCAUAGAACAGGGGACUUUCCAAGGCAAGAUCUGAUGGUCUCGUGCCUGCCCAACCGCUCUCCUCCUCAGGAUGUCGCAGCACCGCUGAGUCCCCUCUGUGGGGUGACUCUGGAGGAUUGUCUGAAGUACAUCCCCUUUCUGGCUCCUGUCUGUCUUGAAAGUCCAAAAUCAUGUUGUGGCACAGAGUCUUGGACCUUGCAAAUUCUCAUUAAAGGGAUGAAACCUGU